Molecule: messenger RNA, 2265 nt
Organism: Aegilops tauschii subsp. strangulata
Lineage: Eukaryota; Viridiplantae; Streptophyta; Magnoliopsida; Poales; Poaceae
Biological process (GO): tRNA pseudouridine synthesis; mRNA pseudouridine synthesis
Cellular component (GO): nucleus
Molecular function (GO): RNA binding; pseudouridine synthase activity
Source: RefSeq, a predicted model, not a curated record
GUGCCCCCUCCUUCCCUUUGCCGAUCCGCACCCAAACCCUAAUCUUUCUAAAAAGUAAAACCCCGCCUCUCCCAUGGCCGCCGCCUCGCCGCCGCCCUCCCCGCCCCAUCCAAAGCGCCCCAAGAUGUCCUCCUCCUCCGACCCCGAGCCGGAGCCCACCUCGCUGUCUGCCGCCGGCGCCGACCCCGGGCAGCCUCGCCGCCGCUACAAGCGCCGCAAGGUGGCCAUCAUCCUGGCCUACUGCGGCGCGGGGUAUCAGGGUAUGCAGAAGAAUCCGGGCGCGCGCACCAUCGAGGGCGAUCUCGAGGAGGCGCUCUACCAGGCGGGCGCCGUCCCUGAAGCCGACCGUGCCGCGCCCGCCCGAUACGAGUGGGCACGCGCAGCGCGCACCGAUAAGGGCGUGAGCGCCGCCGCGCAAGUUGUCUCCGGACGCUUCUACGUCGACCCGCCGGGAUUCAUUGACCGGCUGAAUGCGAAGCUCGCACCACAGAUCCGGGCCUUUGGCUACGUGCGCGUCACCAACUCCUUCAGCGCUAAGAAGUUCUGCGACCGCCGGAGGUAUGUGUAUCUGCUCCCCGUCUUGGCGCUCGACCCCAGCGCACACCCAGACCGCGAGGCUGUCAAGGCAAGCGCGGGGAGUGAGAACCAACUUGCGAAGUGCGUGGAGUGCUCCGAGAGGGGGAGGAAGGUGCCAGAUAUUAUGGGCCGGGAGGGGAAGUUGCCCGACUCCGAGGAGGAGAAGGUUCUUGAUACGCCUGGAGAGGAAACUGUGGCUGCUCAUGGAGAAUUAGGGGAUGCAAAAUCUGUUCCAGCAAGCUCUGUUACUGAGACUGGGCUGGGAGAUGGUGUAAUGAUUGAUCUACCGAGCUCUGGUAAUGGAACAGAAGCUCAAAAUGCUGAACUGGGAUCAAAUGGGGCAGGAAAAUGUGAUAUUGAAACUGCAGUUGGUAAUUGCCAUUCUGAAGCUGUACCAACCAGCGCCAGUGAGACCAUCUGUUCAACUGUAGGUUCAGUCGAUGUCAUUGCUUCAGUUGUAGCUGAGAAGGAGAAUAAUUUUGAGCCUGCAGAUAUUGAAAAGGAGAGAAUGCAAGCUACAAAUAUUCAGAAGGAAAAUGGAGAAGAAAGUCCCCUUCUGAAAAACACAUUUGCUUACACUGAUGAAGUUAAAGAGAAGUUCAAUAGGAUCCUCAAGCAUUAUGUUGGAACCCGUAAUUUCCACAACUUCACCACAAGAACUAAAGCUGAGGAUCCUGCAGCCAAGAGGUACAUCAUUUCCUUCACUGCCAAUACCGUUGUUAGUCUGGAUGGGAUUGAUUUUGUCAGAUGCGAGGUUGUCGGGCAGAGUUUCAUGCUUCAUCAGAUCCGGAAGAUGGUUGGCCUUGCUGUAGCAGUGAUGAGGAACUGUGCACCUGAGUCAAUCUAUGACGUUGCCUUUCGCAAGGAUAUCAGACUUAAUGUGCCUACUGCACCCGAGGUUGGACUCCACCUCGAUGAAUGCAUGUUUACCUCAUAUAACUCAAAAUGGAUGGAUACACAUGAGGCAGUUUCAAUUGAACCCUAUGCUGAGGAGGCUGAAGAGUUCAAGAUCAAGUACAUCUUCCCUCAUAUUGCUGCAAUGGAACACAAGGAGGGAGCUGUAGCACUCUGGUUGCACUCAUUGAACAGCAGAAACUAUCCAGAUUUCCGCUACAUGGAGACCACUGGAUCUGAGGCAAAGGUUGGGGCUGUAGUUGAGAAUAUGGAAGAAGUGCAAAUGCCUAGUAAUAAUGUAAGCGAGUAACUUUUUGCAAGGAACAUGCAAGACCGAUGGAUAUUUCUGAUUGUCCUGUUCACCUGGAGAGUUGAAACAUUGCUUGGAAUAAAGACUGAAGAGAAAGGGUUGCUGCUUUUGUCCUAUGAAGUGCUGGCAUCAAAAUGGUCGGAAGCAUAAGUUAUCUGCUCUAGUGUUAUCUUAAGGCAAUAUCUGUUACAGCGGAGAUCAGCUUUCCCAGAUAGAUAUUUUUAAGUUGAUUUAUAUGAUCUAUGUAACACUCUGAGACUGAAUUAUGCCCCCUGGAAAAUACUUCAUUGAAUCCAGCAUGCAGUUCAAUAGGUUCAAUAUAUUGUAUGGCUUAGACCUGAAAUAUGUUGUUUCUAGUCUUUAAUUCUUUUCAGGUUACAUUACAGUAUUUACAUUUUCUUCUUGUAAUCACAUUAUGUGCAUUCGUCUUGGCUUGAUUCAGACUCAUAUCCAUUGCUAGCAUAAUUGCUGUGUGUUUACUGUUA